AUCUUCAAAAAGCACUACAAAUCAAAUCAAGUAGUAGUAAAUAAAACCUAAUUUUAUAUUUUUCAUGACGCAUUGGCUUAGCUAAUUUUAAUCAUAAACUAUUUUGCAUCCUAAGCUUUAGUUUUAUAUAUGUUGAGGGUAAUGCCUGAGUGGGUGAAAGAUGGGAGGAGUUGAAGAGAGAAGAGUUGAGGUAGUGGUGGUUCCAUAUCCUACACAAGGCCACAUAAAUCCACUCCUACAAUUUGCCAAGCACCUCGCCCAUCGCCAACUCAAAGUCACACUACUCCUCAUCCCCUCCUCUAACUCCCACGACUCCUCCACCCACCUCCCACUCACCGUCCACCACGUGUCGCUCCUUCCCUACCACGGCACCAAACCCGAGGCUGUCGAGGCCUUCUGGGAGCGUCGCCAUGCUUCCAUCAGUCACCAUCUCACUCAACUUCUAGCUCGCCACCAAGACCAGAGCGACCCAAUUGCCUGCGUCGUGUAUGACUCUAUCAUGCCUUGGAUUCUCGACAUCACCAAGCAAUUUGGAGUUCUUGGAGCUUCCUUUUUCACUCAAUCCUCGGCUGUCAAUGCCAUUUAUUACAACGUCAACAAGGGAUCCUUGAAUGUUCCUUUGCAGCAGACCACGGUUUCCGUGGAUCAUGGCCUUCCAGUUCUUCACCCAUCUGACCUCCCAUCUUUCGUUUCCGAUGGAGUGAAAUACCCUGCUAUUCUUAACUUCUUAUCCGACCAGUUCACACGGUUGAACGAUGCUGAUUGGAUCUUCGCCAACACUUUCGAUACCUUAGAACAACAGGAAGGGGAGUGGAUGGGAAGACAGCUUCCGUUCAAGAAUAUUGGACCAAUGGUUCCCUCCAUCUACUUGGAUGGACGACUACCAAACGACAGAGAUUAUGGGCUCAGCCUGUUCGAAUCAAACACAGACUCCACCAUGAAAUGGCUUGAUUCAAAACGCAAAAAGUCCAUCAUUUACGUGUCCUUUGGGAGUUCAGCCGAGCUGGGAAAGGAACAAAUGGAGGAGAUAGCAUGGUGCUUGAAAUUGAGCAACAGAUUCUUCUUAUGGGUGGUGAGGGAAUCUGAGAUCCAUAAGCUUCCGCCAAGUUUCACAGACGAGACCUCGGAGAAAGGGCUAGUGGUGAAGUGGUGUCCACAGUUGGAAGUUUUGGCUCACGAGUCAGUGGGGUGUUUUGUUACGCACUGCGGUUGGAACUCGACGCUUGAGGCUUUGAGUUUGGGAGUACCGUUGGUCGCGAUGGCGCAGUGGUCGGACCAACCGACGAAUGCCAAGUAUGUAGAGGAUGUGUGGAAGGUUGGGAAGAGGGUGAGAGUGGGGGAAGAUGGAAUCUGCAGAAGGGAGCAGAUAGAGGAGUGUGUUAGUGAAGUUAUGGAGGGAAAUGAGAGUGAAGAAAUUAAAGAGAAUAUGAGGAAAUGGAGGGAACUGGCAAGAGCAGCCAUGGAUGAUGGGGGAAGCUCCAACACAAACAUAAAUCAUUUUGUACAACAACUUUUGAGGAACAACACACAAUAACUUUAAUUAGUUGCUACCUUAAUGUUGUCAAUGGCAUAGGAUUCCACAUCAUUAUUUCAUUGGAUAGAAGGUAACUCAAUGGAGGUUUGGUUCUUAAA
This is a messenger RNA of Momordica charantia (bitter melon), 1632 nucleotides long. Its product is annotated as UDP-glycosyltransferase 74E1. Gene Ontology annotation, molecular function: quercetin 7-O-glucosyltransferase activity; quercetin 3-O-glucosyltransferase activity. Lineage: Eukaryota; Viridiplantae; Streptophyta; Magnoliopsida; Cucurbitales; Cucurbitaceae. The record is from RefSeq and is a predicted model, not a curated record.